Messenger RNA from Rhodamnia argentea, 2433 nucleotides. RefSeq names its product F-box/LRR-repeat MAX2 homolog A. NCBI's taxonomy places the organism in Eukaryota, Viridiplantae, Streptophyta, Magnoliopsida, Myrtales, Myrtaceae. The record is from RefSeq and is a predicted model, not a curated record. Bases 112 to 2217 code for a protein of 701 amino acids. Gene Ontology annotation, cellular component: SCF ubiquitin ligase complex. Gene Ontology annotation, biological process: SCF-dependent proteasomal ubiquitin-dependent protein catabolic process. The transcript has a single exon.
GUUUCCAUUUCACUUGGCAAGCUGUGCCCAUCCCUCUCCCACCGUUUCUCUUCCCUCUCCCUCUCUCUCCUCCUGCCCACAGCGAGAUCGCCGCCGCCCGCCGCCGCCGCGAUGGCGAGGCGCUAUUACGCCACCGACAUCGGCGAUCUCCCCGACGCCAUCCUCUCCAACAUCUUCUCCCUCGUGACCGACACGCGCGCCCGCAACGCCCUCUCCCUCGUCUGCCGCAAGUACCUCGCCCUCGAGCGGGCCACCCGCGUCUCCCUGACGCUCCGCGGCAACGUCCGGAACCUCUACUGGAUCCCAACCGGCUUCCGGCGCGUGGAGCACCUCGACCUCUCCCUCCUCUCGCCGUGGGGCCACGACCUCGCCUCCUCGGUCUCCGACCCCUUCCUCCUCGCCCACCGCCUGCGCGUGGCCUUCCCGUCGGUUACCUCCCUCACAGUCUACGCGCGAUCCCCGGCGACGCUCCAGGUGCUCCUCCCGCAGUGGCCGCGCCUCUGCCGCGUCAAGCUGGUGCGGUGGCACCAGCGGCCUGCGCAGUCGCCCCUCGGCGCCGACUUUGAGAUGCUCUUCGAGCAUUGCCGGUCUCUCUCCGUGCUCGACCUCUCGAGCUUCUACUACUACACCGAGGACCUCCCUCCGGCUCUCCAGGGUUAUCCUUCGAUUGCGUCCUCCCUCACGAGGUUGGAUCUCUUGACGACGUCGUUCAGCGAGGGGUUCAAGACGGAGGAGAUUCGUGUGAUUGCCGGCGCCUGCGGCAACCUGCGGGAGCUCCUUGUCGCGUGCACGUUUGAUCCCAGGUACUUUGGGUUCGUGGGCGAUCAGGCUUUGCUCGAUAUAGCUGCGAAUUGUCCGAAAUUGACUCUGCUUCACUUGGUCGAUACUUCUUCGCUGGCGAAUCCGAGAGGCGAUCCAGAGGACGAUGGGCUCACUUCGGAGGAUGCGGGGAUUACGCGAGCGGCGCUGGUGGAGGUAUUCUCUAAACUUAGCUUGCUUGAGGAGUUGGUCUUAGAUGUUUGUAGAAAUGUCAGAGAGAGCGGGUUUGCUCUGGAAGUGUUGAGUUCCAAAUGCAAGAACUUGAGGGUGCUCAAGUUGGGGCAAUUUCAUGGGGUUGUGAUGGCAAUUGAGUCUCAAUUAGAUGGGUUGGCACUCUGUCAAGGUCUCACGUCUUUGUCGAUCAAGAACGCAGCGGAUUUGACGGAUAUGGGGUUGAUUGAGAUUGCGAGAGGGUGUUCGAAGCUGAGGAAAUUCGAAAUUCAGGGUUGCAAGAAUGUUACCUGGCAGGGUAUGAGGUUGUUGACUAGUUUACUUCGCCCGACUCUGCUUGAUGUCAGGAUUUCUUGUUGCAAGAAAAUAGAUGCUGCAGCAUCUUUGCGUGCUGUGGAACCGAUUCGUGAUCGGAUUCAGCGGCUCCACAUUGACUGCGUGUGGGAUGGUUUGGAAGAAUGUGAAGUGGCCGAGCCCAGUGUGCCAAGCCAGAACAACGAAGUCAUGCACUUUCUUGGUGGUAGCACUUACUGUGAGGAUACAGGCCGUAACAAGAGAUGCAAAUAUGCUCUCGAUAGCCAAUAUUCCAAUGCCGUCAUCAAUGGCAAUGGAUUCUUGUGCAAUAGUUGGGAAAGAUUGCAGUACCUCUCGCUUUGGAUUGGGGUCGGCGACCUCUUGACGCCGCUUCCAAUGGCCGGCCUCGGGGAUUGUCCCAAUUUGGAGGAGAUCCACAUAAAAGUGGAGGGAGAUUGCAGGGGGAAGCCAAAGCCAGCAGUUCACGCAUUUGGGUUGAGUAUGCUUUCCCGUUACCCGGCACUUUCAAAGAUGCAGUUGGAUUGUGGUGAUGCCAUAGGUUAUGUAUUAACAGCGCCAUCAGGGCAAAUGGAUCUGAGCUUGUGGGAGAGAUUCUUCUUGAACGGGAUUAGGGAUCUUAGCCUUAACAAGCUUGAUUACUGGCCUCCACAAGAUCGGGACGUCAACCAGAGAAGCUUGUCGCUGCCGGCGGCCGGUUUACUCGCAGAGUGUCUAACAUUGAGGAAGCUCUUCAUUCACGGAACGGCACAUGAGCAUUUCAUGAAUUUUCUGCUGAGGAUACCGAACCUUAGGGAUGUACAGCUGAGAGAAGAUUACUAUCCGGCACCCGAGAAUGACAUGAGUACAGAGAUGAGAGUGGAUUCAUGUAGUCGCUUCGAAGACGCAUUGAGCAGGCAGUACAUACCAGAUUAAGGUACAUGGUUGGGUCAUGCUUCUUGGUCGUGAAGAGCAUGACUGCAGGAAGUCCUGAAAGUUUUUUCUAGUACCAUUUUUGUUGUGUACUUUGCUCAGUUUUUUCUGGCUUCUACAACGUUCACUCACUGAGUGAAAUACGCUGAUCAUGCUUUUUUGACAACUGAUGGGAAUUUCUCUUGAUGUGGUGGAGCAAAGUAUGUCUGGUUCGAUAUA